AUGGACCCGUUAAAGUACUUGUUCGAAAAACUAGCACUAAAGGGGAGAAUCAUAAAAUGGCAAUUGCUACUUUCUGAGUUCGACAACACCUAUGUCACUCAAAAGGCAAUCAAGGGGCAAGCACUAGCUGAUCAUUUAGCAGCACACUCUGUACCUGAUUAUCAACCAUUGAAGACCUUCUUCCCGGACGAGGACAUUCUCCAUAUUGAGGAAGGAGAAGAAAGCAAGGCAGGAGAGUGGACAUUCUUUGUCGACGGAGCCGCAAAUGCAAAGGGGAGUAGGGUAGGAGCAAUACUCUACUCUCCUGACAACGUCCCAAUCCCCAUCUCUAGGCGAUUGGCAUUCCACUGCACAAACAACGUGGCUGAAUCUGAAACAUGUAUCGCUGGUCUAAGAGAAGCCAUCAUCCUCAACAUGAAAAGAUUGUGGGUCUUCAGAGACUCACAACUCAUCAUUAAUCAGAUGAAUGGUGAUUGGAAGACCAAAGAUGAAAAGUUAAUCCCUUAUCAUGUUUACCUGGAGAAUCUAAUUGAAGAAUUCGAAGAUAUCACUUUCUCUUACAUGCCCCGAGCCAAGAGUCAAUUCGCAGAUGCCCUGGCUACCCUCACCUCGAUGCUGGAGAUCCCGAGAGAAAUUACCAAAUGGGAACUCAUCGUCGAACUCCAGGAGGAACCCACGCUCUACUUGCAGAUCGAUGAAGUCGAAACCUCUUCGAACAAUCAGUUGUGUUAUGCAGACAUCAAAGAAUAUCUUGAGCAUCAAAAGAACCUAGAAGGAGCGACAUCAACCGAUCAUCGCACUAGCCAACAGCUAGCGGCCCAGUUUACGAUCACCGGGGGCAUCCUCUACAAACGAUCCUUUAAUUAA
Molecule: messenger RNA, 867 nt
Organism: Magnolia sinica
Lineage: Eukaryota; Viridiplantae; Streptophyta; Magnoliopsida; Magnoliales; Magnoliaceae
Exons: 1
Coding region: 1-867 (288 amino acids)
Molecular function (GO): nucleic acid binding; RNA-DNA hybrid ribonuclease activity
Source: RefSeq, a predicted model, not a curated record